AGGAAGGGCGGAGCGAAGUGAUGCUUUCAGGGAAGGUGGGAACGGGUCGGAAAUGACUAGGAGGAAAGGGCAAGAGGCUGGGGACGGGUAGUGGAAAGGAGGUAGCGUUCACCUCCUCACGGAGGCGGUUAGGGGCGGAGGAUCAAGCCAUCUUCCACCGCUGCUCCCCGGGCCUGCAAGGGAAGGAGUUCUGUGGCCAACUCCAGGCAACCUGAAAAAUGGGCCUAUUGAAAGUUUUGGCUUUGUUGCAAAAGCAAGUCAAGAGUUAACUUUUCUCUGUUGAAUAAGUAUUGCAGAUUAUGCCAUGUCGGUUCAAGGAAUAAAUAAACAUACAGUUAUCCCUCCUAUCAUUAGUAGAUGUGAUAAGGAAUUUUUGGAAAGUAUGCAGAGAUACAUAAUUACAGAAACUAAAAGAGUGGGCUGCAAUGAGGAAGGACCUGCUGAUGAAUAUUACAUCAUAUACCGAAACGUUUUUGAUAAGGUAAUAGAAUAUGUCACUGCAUACAAAUCCAUUCUUACUUCAAUCAAAAAAGAAUAUGAUGCCAUCAUUGAUACAAUAAAAAGAGACCAAAGAAUUGCAUUUUAUCUUCAUGGAAGACUUAAAGUUUUUGCAGCAGAGCCCACAACAUUGGUGUAUCACAGGAAAAGAAUAAUCCAACUUGAAGCAAAAAUGAAGGUUAUUGAAAAUAAUUCCUCAAAUAUUCAAUUGCAAAUAGACAAAAUAAAACAACUUAGGGCAGAGUAUGAUGUGGAAGAACUAAAACAUUUUCCUUUCUUCAAAGACCCUUCAAAACCUAUUCCAGGCAUGAUUCUCGAAGAAUCCUUCAAUUUAGAUGCUCUCAAUAAAUACCUGAAACAUCUGGAAGAUAAAUAUGCAGAAAUUAAACAACUGAUGUCAAAAAAAUAUGUCCCAUUUCAGAGGAAGGCAGAUUUAGAGGAGGAAAUGAUUGUGAUAGUAAAACGGCAAAAUGUAGCUGAAAGUCUGAACAAAGAAUUAGAGUUUCGUCAUCGAAGACUGCAGAUUAUUUUAUAUGCACUUACUUCAUGGGUAAAAUCUGAUAAGAGCAGUUCAUUUGAAGACUUCGUGAAGCAAAUUGAGCAAAUCCAAGAUUUACAUGGUAACCAAAGCUUUAUUGAAGAGCUAUUGGAAGAUGAUCCAGGCAAGGCAAACGAAGCUGAAAUUUUGCUUUCCUACAUUGAAAGGUUCAAUGAAUUAAUCUCACUUGGUGAAUAUGAGAAGGCCGCUUGUUUUGCAGCAAAAAGUCCUAGAGGAAUUCUUCUAAACAUUGGGACAGUGAAUAAAUUUAAGGCUGCUGGAAAAAUUAGAGGAAAGCCUUUUCCAUUACUCUCAUUUUUUGAGGCUAUCUUUAGCACAAGUCAUGCUAAUAGACGUCCUAUUAAUGCAGAACUAACCCUGGAAGGAAUCAAAUGUGGACUUUCGGAAAAACGUUUAGAUUUAGUUAUCCACUGGGUCACUCAAGAAAGGCUCACAUUUUCUGAGGAGGCUGGGGAUGUGAUUUGUGAUUAUGGAGAUCAGGAUACUCAUAACAAGGCCAAGUGCCUGGCUUUAGCUCAGAUCAUCUACAGUAAAUGUAACCUGUUCAACAAAGUUAUUCUCUGCCUGUGUAAACAGGAUCAGCUUCAUGAGGCCAUGGAAUACAUACAACAACUCAAGGACUUUACUUCUGAUGACCUGAUGCAGCUAAUAAAGUUAUGUCCCCACUAUGGAUUAAUUCAGUGUCUCACUAAAGAAUGGGAUGGAAAACCACCAUUUUUACCUUUUUGUCUCGCUAUACUUUAUCUGUUCUCUAUAGAUAUGAAAAAAGUUGGCAUUAAACUACUUCAUGAAAUAAAUAGAGGUGGGAAAGAUGCAAUAGAACAUCUUAUGGUAAAUGAUCCAUUUUGCUCCCUAGAAAGGUGGCAAGAAAUGGCAAAUAUAUGCUCACAGAAUGGCUUUGACAGAUUAUGUAAUGAUAUCAUGUCCAUUCUUCGAUCUCAGGCUGGAGUUAUAGAAAUUCCUGAAGAGGAUGAUACAGUCAACUUAAUGCAACAUGUGUUUUGGUAGUUCUGUAGCUUAACCAGCUGAGGGAGCUUCUGCAACAUUUUGUGUUUGUUGGUUGGGCAAACUGAUUCUGAAGUAACUAAUAUAAAUAAAUCUGGAAUAUGAAGCUCAGAAAUAAAUCAUGUUGUUUUUUUGUUAUGAU
This is a messenger RNA of Myotis lucifugus (little brown bat), 2204 nucleotides long. RefSeq names its product clathrin heavy chain linker domain containing 1 (gene CLHC1). The record is from RefSeq and is a predicted model, not a curated record. The transcript is spliced from 12 exons. The coding region runs from base 305 to 2065 and encodes 586 amino acids. NCBI's taxonomy places the organism in Eukaryota, Metazoa, Chordata, Mammalia, Chiroptera, Vespertilionidae.